AGUCGCACGAACAUCUAUUAACGUCGUGACGAGACACGAAACGAUCAUCAAUGUACCGCAUAGUUAUGUUAAGCAUGAGGCUUAUCACAUUGUGCAUCACCUUGUUGUUUCUCCUUGGGAUCGUUCGAGCCACAUUGAAAGAAGCGACCGACGAAUUGGAGGAGGCUCUGUCGUACAGAUUUAUCACAAACAGAGCGAAGAAUGUGAUCAUUUUUGUGGGUGACGGCAUGAGCUCCGAUACCAUUACCGCCAGUAGAAUAUUCCGUGCUGGUGAGACCAGCCGUCUGGCUUGGGAGAGUUUCCCUCACAUAGGAAUUCUUAAGACGUACAAUACUGACAAACAAGUACCAGAUUCAGCUUCAACAGCAACGGCAUUAUUCGGCGGUGUGAAGACGAAUUACAACGUGGUUGGUGUAGAUGCGAAUGUAGCAAUGGACAAUUGCUCUGCGAGCUUAAAUACUAGUUACCACGUGGAUUCUGUCAUCUCAUGGGCACAAGCGUUUGGCAAAGAUACAGGGUUCGUGACGACCACUAGGGUGACUCACGCGACUCCGGCACCCUUGUACGCUCACAGUCCAAACAGAAAAUGGGAAUGCGAGUCGAAGAUGCCGAAGACUGCAGCAAAGUGCAAAGACAUCGCCAGACAAUUGGUAGAGGACCUGCCAGGAAAAAACAUCAAGGUGAUCAUGGGAGGAGGCAGACAAAUGUUGAAAUCCAACGCUACUGGUACUGAAUUCGAUCCCAUUGACACUUGGGCUGGUCAUAGAGAAGAUGGUAGAGACUUGAUCGAAGAUUGGAAGCGAGACAAAGCAUCUAGAAGAUUGUCUUUCGAAGUUGUUCAAAAUAAUGAAGAAUUGUCUCGCGUAAAUACGGAUGAAGUGGAUUACUUGCUGGGUCUUUUUGCGAAUGGUCAUAUUAGUAUGGACUGGAACAGAGAUAAAGGUCCCAAAGGACAGCCGAGUCUCGAAGAAAUGACUGUAACUGCACUGAAGAUUUUGCAGAAGUCGAAAGAGGGCUAUCUUCUCGUGGUCGAGGGAGGACUCAUCGAUUAUGCUCAUCAUCGUGGCCACGCUGCACAGGCGUUAUUAGAAACCGUCAGAUUCUCAGACGCUGUUAACGCAACCUUGAGGAUGGUUAAUACGCAAGAUACUCUUAUUAUUGUAACUAGCGAUCAUACUCAUUCCCUGAGCUUUAAUGGAUACAGCAAUAGAGGUUCAAACAUUCUAGGUAUAGCUCAGAAGUCCAAGUACGAUGAAAUCCCAUAUACAACGCUGACUUACAGCACAGGUGGACCAAAUAACGUGGCCUACAAGAAUAAUACGAGAAUAGAUCCUUCCAAAGAAAAUACGACAGCAUUCACCUACAGCCAACAAGCAAAUAUCAUAACCGACGAAGCAUACCACGGAGGAGGUGAUGUUGCUGUCUAUGCGUUAGGCAAGUAUGCAGGGACCGUAUGCACAUCUGUUUCACAGCGUGCAUGAACAGAGUUAUGUUGCCUGUGUGAUAGCACACGCUACUAACAUGGAAUCGGUAGCCUAUGGGAAUAACGCCGGAAAUCGAUACAAUAGUCUGGUUAGUGUCUUCAUGUACUUCUGUUCGUUCGUUUUACUCUUGCUUCAUUGAUAAAAAUGAAGAUUAAACACGCCGCGUACAGUAUUAAUGAGUAAAAGAGAAAGUACAACCAUGUUAUAUAAGAUGCAACGUGUAUUUUGAAAAAAAAGAGGAAAAAACGAAGAAAAGUUACACUUUUCCUUAUCGUACUUAAGUAAGUAGGACAGCGAAUGGCCGUGAAAAAUACACUUGAUUCCACUUCAAUCACAGAUUAGCUAACUCGUUCCAAUAGACAGGCCAAAUCGUUUCGACGAACGACAAGUUGAUAAUUAUCUUAACGAUAUAGAAUAACAUUUUAUCUUCUCGCAUACAUACAUGUACAAUGUAUAUUUUAAUAUUACUCUCCUUUUCA
Heterotrigona itama is the source of this 1963-nucleotide messenger RNA. NCBI's taxonomy places the organism in Eukaryota, Metazoa, Arthropoda, Insecta, Hymenoptera, Apidae. The record is from the annotation of a GenBank genome assembly.